Hordeum vulgare subsp. vulgare (domesticated barley) is the source of this 1296-nucleotide messenger RNA. Its product is annotated as GDSL esterase/lipase At1g28600-like. The transcript is spliced from 3 exons. Gene Ontology annotation, molecular function: hydrolase activity, acting on ester bonds. The coding region runs from base 48 to 1160 and encodes 370 amino acids. The record is from RefSeq and is a predicted model, not a curated record. NCBI's taxonomy places the organism in Eukaryota, Viridiplantae, Streptophyta, Magnoliopsida, Poales, Poaceae.
CGUACAUCAGCAACACUUUUGUUCACCUGCUUAGCUAGAUAGCUGAGAUGGGAAGUUCCAAUCCCCUCUUUUCCAUUUUCCUGACAGUCCUUGCCGUCUUUCUGCUCAACGCUGAUGUUGGAUCGUGCGGCUGCUUCAAGCGCAUGUUCACCUUCGGCGACUCCCUCACUGAUGCCGGCAACUUCGCGUACAGCGGCCGUAAGAAUAAUCCGCCGGGUCCGCCCUCGGUGCCUCCUUAUGGAAAGACCUACUUCCACCAUCCCACGGGGCGCGCCUCCGACGGGCGUCUCAUCGUCGACUUCUACGCGCAAGCGUUGGGCCUGCCGCUGCUGCCACCGAGCUUGCCCGACGAGAAAACGAGCCAGUUUCCGACCGGUGCCAACUUCGCCUUGUUCGGUGCUACGGCGCUAAACCCGAACUUCUUCAAGAGGUAUAACUUCGGUGUGCCGUUUCCUUGGAGUCUCGACGAUCAGCUGGCAUCUUUCAAGAAAGUGCUCGCUAGGAUUGCUCCGGGAGAUGCUGCCACCAAGAGUGUCCUGAGCGAGUCGCUCAUAGUGUUUGGUGAGAUUGGCGGCAACGACUACAACUUCUGGUUCUUCGGAGGAAACGGCGAUGACACAGACACGCCCCAGAAGUACAUGCCCGACGUGAUUGCCCGCAUAGGGGACGGCGUCCAGGAGGUGAUCAAGCUCGGUGCCAAGACGGUCCUUGUUCCGGGGAACUUCCCCAUCGGGUGUGUGCCGGCGUACCUGAGUGGUAACAAGAGCAACAAGUCCGCGGACUACGACCAGUUCCACUGCCUCAAGCGGUUUAACAAAUUCUCCCAGAUGCACAAUCAGUUGCUGAAGCAGGAGGUUGAGAAGCUCAAGUCGCUCAACGCCGACGUGAAGAUCAUCUAUGCCGACUACUAUGGUGCCUUCAUGGAGCUCGUCAAGAAUCCCAGUAGGAAUGGCAUUGACGAUCCUCUAGUGGCGUGUUGUGGUGGUAAUGGCCCCUACGGCACCGGCCAUGGCUGCAACCAGACGGCGAGGGUUUGCUCCGACCCGUCCAGGUUUGCCAGCUGGGACCAGAUCCACAUGACUGAGAAGGCGUACAACAUCAUCGCCAAUGGAGUGCUGAACGGCCCGUACGCCGACAUGCCGUUGCUCCAUGUUUGCUAGGAAAAUUCAGUUCCUUCAUUCUGAGACUUGAAUAAUUACUGCGGCUGCUGAAUAUUUUGUAACAUAUGCACAUCAAAAUGUGGGGAAAAUAAAAAUAAAUAAGGACAUAUACUAUCGGUCAAUCUUGUGUUAGAUG